Exophiala mesophila is the source of this 1905-nucleotide messenger RNA. RefSeq names its product mitogen-activated protein kinase HOG1. Gene Ontology annotation, molecular function: MAP kinase activity; ATP binding. The record is from RefSeq and is a predicted model, not a curated record. NCBI's taxonomy places the organism in Eukaryota, Fungi, Ascomycota, Eurotiomycetes, Chaetothyriales, Herpotrichiellaceae. Gene Ontology annotation, cellular component: cytoplasm; nucleus. Gene Ontology annotation, biological process: osmosensory signaling pathway; cellular response to oxidative stress; stress-activated MAPK cascade. The transcript has 6 exons. Bases 285 to 1397 code for a protein of 370 amino acids.
CAGCAACGUACUUUCUCCAUCAUUCGCCUUGCGUUGCAUGAGGUCGGUCGAAGCCAUCAACAUCCACGAUCUUCCUGAAUCCUCAAACUAUCUGCCAUCUCACACUCGCCCUUGUUGGUCACAUUCAAUUUCUGCGCGUGCCCAACGACCGCUUCUACUCAUCCCCGCCUAUCCGAACCUCCGCGCCCUCCUUGCAACCCUUAUUUGGACUUGCCCUCAACCCUUUACACAACUUCUAGUCUAUCCACGACCCAGACCUUAUCCUUAGACCUUCUGUAGUCAAGAUGGCUGAAUUCGUCAGAGCCCAGAUCUUUGGGACCACCUUUGAAAUCACAAGCAGAUACACCGAUUUGCAACCCGUUGGAAUGGGUGCGUUUGGACUUGUCUGCUCAGCCAAAGAUCAGUUGACCGGUCAGUCGGUGGCUGUCAAGAAGAUCAUGAAACCCUUCUCGACGCCUGUCCUCGCAAAACGCACCUACCGAGAGCUGAAACUGUUGAAACACCUUCGACAUGAAAAUGUGAUCUCGCUCAGCGACAUCUUCAUCUCACCGCUCGAAGACAUCUACUUUGUGACCGAGUUACUGGGCACCGAUCUGCAUCGCCUGUUGACCUCCAGACCUCUCGAAAAACAAUUUAUUCAAUACUUUCUCUAUCAGAUCUUGCGUGGCUUGAAGUAUGUCCACUCGGCUGGGGUGGUGCAUCGCGACCUCAAACCCAGUAACAUUCUGGUCAAUGAGAACUGUGAUCUGAAGAUCUGUGAUUUUGGCUUGGCUCGUAUCCAAGACCCUCAGAUGACCGGAUACGUUUCGACCAGAUACUACCGCGCCCCAGAGAUCAUGUUGACCUGGCAAAAGUAUGAUGUCGAGGUGGAUGUAUGGAGUGCCGGGUGCAUUUUUGCCGAGAUGCUCGAGGGGAAGCCACUCUUUCCUGGAAAGGACCACGUGAACCAGUUCUCCAUCAUCACCGAGUUGCUCGGCACGCCGCCGCAAGAUGUGAUUGAGACCAUCUGCAGCGAGAACACACUGCGAUUUGUGCAGUCCCUCCCCAAGCGAGAGCGACAGCCACUGAGUGGCAAAUUCAAGAACGCCGACGCACCGGCGAUCGACUUGCUGGAGAAGAUGCUUGUGUUUGACCCACGAAAACGAAUAUCUGCGGCUGGUGGGCUGCAGCAUGAGUAUUUGUCGCCGUACCAUGAUCCGUCCGACGAGCCCGUGGCCGAUGAGAAAUUCGAUUGGUCAUUCAAUGACGCCGAUCUUCCAGUCGACACGUGGAAGAUCAUGAUGUACUCUGAAAUUCUCGACUAUCACAACAUUGAUAACCAGGACGGAGAAAUGGGCAAAGGUCUCUCGGUGGAGCAGGCACAGGCCGUCAACGCUAACGGGCAGGCCGUGCAAUGAGCAUGAUGGAAAUGCAAACGACAACGAAAGCACAUGAUGGUUAUUGCAAGGGACAAGGGAGCUUGCUAGGUUUACGGGAUAGGUUACACCGGAUCAGUGAAUGGUUGAGUCGAUGAUGAUCAUUGGUCAUGGAUGGGGAGGUGAUUUCGAGACAAUCGUUCGAGUGCGCUAUUGCUCAGUUCACGGCAAGAGGGCUCGCGGCGGCUUGGAAUGAAGAAAAUCGAGGUACACGAAGAGAAUCGUUACAGAGCCCGCAUUCGCGGUUGUCAAGUUGACGUCUGAAGUGCAAUCGUUGAGGCUGCCGGGUAUGCUGACCGCCGACGUGCUGGGAGUUGGUCAAACAGUUUUCAACCAGGCUUGUUGCAUCCCAGCUCCAUGUGGUGCAAGGGGUGAGCGAAUGCCGAUGAAGGUUGAUGCAAGUUCGAUGUGUAUCUAGAAGGCCAUUUUUUGUAUUUGUGAAAUUCCCACAUGGGAUCAUUUGGCUGGCAAGUGUUCAGACCACCUCGUG